Messenger RNA from Gregarina niphandrodes, 301 nucleotides. RefSeq names its product KRAB-A domain protein. The record is from RefSeq and is a predicted model, not a curated record. The transcript has a single exon. The annotation marks the transcript as partial. Lineage: Eukaryota; Apicomplexa; Conoidasida; Eugregarinorida; Gregarinidae.
AUGCAGCAGAUCCUUGGCAACUUGCUGUGGAAGUGUUGUCUCGCGCAUAUUGACGACAUCUUAGUGUUCGGCGGUACAUUCGAGGAGCACAACCGCAAUCUUCGUGAAGUCUUGAGACGAAUGCGUGAGCAUGACCUCUUGCUGAAGGUGACGAAGUGUCGGUUCGCAUAUACCCACACGGAGUUCCUCGGCUACGUCGUGACUGACAAAGGUGUUCAGCCGGACAAGAAGAAGGUUGACAAGCUCCGUCGUUUCCCAGUCCCUACUACUGUUAAGGAACUGCGGUCGUUUCUAGGUCUAG